Molecule: messenger RNA, 1303 nt
Organism: Mytilus trossulus (common blue mussel)
Lineage: Eukaryota; Metazoa; Mollusca; Bivalvia; Mytilida; Mytilidae
Product: transcription factor Sp5-like
Exons: 2
Coding region: 156-1250 (364 amino acids)
Biological process (GO): regulation of transcription by RNA polymerase II
Molecular function (GO): DNA-binding transcription factor activity, RNA polymerase II-specific; RNA polymerase II cis-regulatory region sequence-specific DNA binding
Source: RefSeq, a predicted model, not a curated record
UAAUAAGUUUAAUACACUAUUUCAUGAGAAAAAUGCGGAGUUUUGGGAGGGGAAUAUACGUUUUAACGAGCUAUUACACAUUUAAUGUCGUUGUAUAUUGCCAAAAAUCACACUUCGGUAUUUAGAUGUCUGAUGAAUAGUUGGAGUAAUUAUAAAUGAUGGCGACGGUUAUUGCUACUCCUCAAGCUCUGCAUUAUUUUCCGAGCCAUGUAGCAGAAAAUUUUGGAAGUGAACUACGUUAUUUAUGUGCUGAUAUGCCUCCACCCCAACGGAUUAAUUGUGAUCAAAGACUUGUACAACCAACACCUAAUAAUAUGCAAACGAACUGGCAAUGUAAUAGUUUACCGGAAAUGACAUCACAAAUGAGACCGCCAUUACAUCAGCUUACCCAACAAAUCAACUCACAAAACUAUCACGAUAUGAAAAUUCAAAGAGAAAUGCAAUUACAGAGGGAACACUUCAGUUAUGAAAUGCACCAAGCGCGGAUGCGCCAUGAAAACAUGAUUGCAACAAGAGGUCAAAUUAUUCAGCCGACUUCUAAUGUUUUGUUACGAUCACCACAAAUGACGCCAUUGCCAUCACCUGGAAUGUCGAUAUCUUCACAACAGAUGUCGCCACCAGCUGCAACGGAAGCAGAAAUACCGUGGUGGAGCGUGCAGUCUCCCCAAACUCAGUUACCGGAAAUGAAACUUUUUGGAGCGUCUGAGAUAGCUGUGUCAGGUAGAAUGGGGGACAUACAAUACCGAAAUCAGCUUGCUACUAUGCUACAAAAUGUCCGACCGAUAAUAGCACCGACCCGACGUUGUCGUCGCUGCAGGUGUCCAAACUGUCAAAACUCCAAAGGAUCUGACAACCCUUCUAAAAAGAAACAACAUAUUUGUCACAUACCCGGAUGUGGCAAGGUUUAUGGUAAAACAUCACAUUUAAAAGCACAUUUACGAUGGCAUUCUGGGGAACGUCCAUUCGUCUGUAACUGGUUAUUUUGUGGGAAAAGUUUCACAAGAUCUGACGAACUUCAACGACAUUUGCGAACUCAUACGGGCGAAAAGAGAUUUGGCUGUAAAGAAUGUGGUAAACGAUUUAUGAGAAGUGAUCAUUUGAGUAAACAUUUAAAAACACAUGAUACGAAACGCGUAAAAGAUCAAGAAACGGAAGUUGAAAGAGACCAAUCAGAAGACGAGGAUGUUGAUGUGGAUGGCAUCGAUGAUGAAUCCGACAGUUUCGACGACAGUGUCGAUGUCUCAUCUUGAAAAGUGAAAAUAGUCUAUUACCAAAGUGCUGUAUGGAAACUAGUGCUUUUAUA